AUGGAUUUCUCUGCCAGCACUGCUCUUCUCUUGACUAUCUCCUGCUGCCUGUGGAAUACCGAAGCCCGAAAGGUUAAUUCUGUGCUCACUGUGCCAAAUGGGGAUCAAUUGGGUGAAUGGGGUCCAGCUUCAUAUUGCAAAAAAGGCUAUGCUAAUGCCUUCUCCCUGAAGGUGGAAAAACGCCAAGUGAUAGGGGAUGAUACAGCUCUGAAUGGAAUCCGCUUGUACUGUACUGAUGGCCAAGCAAUUGAGUCUAAAGUUGGACCGUGGGGAAUUUGGACCAAUGUACAAUUCUGCCACACAGGUUACUUGAUUUCUUUUUCUCUGAGAGUGCAACAAAGGACAUACAAGGGUGAUGAUACAGCAGCAAACAACAUCCAGUUCACCUGCAGGGAUGGUACUCGCUUGAUUGGCCUUGGGAUGAGCUGGGGUGCAUGGGGUCCAUGGAGCCAUCAGUGCCUGUCAGGUGGCAUUUGUGGGAUGAGAACAAGGGUGCAGGAUUAUCAGGGCGCUGGUGAUGACACAGCACUCAAUGAUGUGCAAUUUUUCUGCUGUUAA
Molecule: messenger RNA, 558 nt
Organism: Pseudonaja textilis
Lineage: Eukaryota; Metazoa; Chordata; Lepidosauria; Squamata; Elapidae
Product: vitelline membrane outer layer protein 1-like
Source: RefSeq, a predicted model, not a curated record